UGCCGACGCCUGGGAGAGGCCCGGAGCGCGCGCGCGCGCGCCGCGGUAGUUUGGGCGCGCGGGGCUGCCGUAGGAGCAUGGCGUUGGGCUCGGAGGCGCUGCGGGAGCGGCCGGUGCAGCUGGCGCUGGCGCUGGCCUUCGCCUCGGGCGUGCUGGUGGGCUGGCAGGCCCACCGCGUGCGCAGGCGCUUCCUGGCCUGGAGGAAGCGGCGGCUGCAGGGUCUGCUGGAGGCCACGCAGAAGAAGCUGGACGUGGCCUGAGCGGCGCGCGGCGGGGCCGUGACCUUGGGCGGCGCGGCUCUGGCUGGGGGCGGGGCCCUGGGGCGGCCCGGACUGUCCCCCACGGGCCUCACCCGUGUCACAGCCCGAGCCUGGGCCAGGAUUUACCGCCAGCAGCUAAGUCGUGUGUAAAGCCCUGCCUCAGCCUUAUACAGAUGAAAGCUGACAACUGAAUGAAAAUAAAUGGACUCCUGCUGCAUUUGUGUCUAAACACAGUUUAAAAGAUGGACUUUAAAAACAAAUGUUUUGAUAAGCAACCAUAUUCUAAAAAAGAAGGCAUCUGUGGUAUCCUACAAUCUCAUUUGCCCAAACUGACAUCAGCAAAGCUUAUCUUCACAUGUAUCAGAAUAACCGAUCCACCAAAAUGUUAUGGGAUGAGCUUAAUUAAUUCAUAUGUAUUAUGACUGUGCAAACCUGUCACAUUAUGUUUUUAAGGGAUGCUUGUGUCUGUUUUGCUUUGUGACUCUUAAGGCUCGCCCUGAGCUACAUUUGACCCUUACAUUUUAAUAAAUUAAACUAAAAAUGAUAUAACUUACGUUACUUACUAGUAAUUUGUAAUAAAGUAUCUCUUAAGUGGGGAGUGAAAACAUGUAAAGAUUCUGAUGUUAAACAUUUUAGAACUUUGAAAGUAUACAACCAAAGGGUUGGUCAAAAAGAUUAAGGCAAAAGCAUCCUAGUGUACACUGAUAAGAUAAAUUCGUAUAUUAAAUCAGUAAUGCUGGGGUUCUUCUCUGAAAUUCAGCAAUGUUCUAUGUCUAGAUCUCUUACCAACUCCAUAACUAAGAAUACAUCAGCCCUAUAUACUUACUGUGCCACAUCAUCACUUCCAGCAAAGAUGCUGGACAUCAUGAAUUAAAAUCCUUGGGACUUCCUUUUUGAUUAAUCUUGCUGGGCCUCAUGCUACAUCUAUGUCAGCCAUCCCUAUCUCUCUGUUACUUCCAUGCAUAUGUGCACAGCUUUUCCCUCAAAAAAAAAAUAAAUCUCCUAAUCAACACAUUUUUAAAGUGUUUCUGUCUUGUUCUCCUUUUAUGUUUAUAAGCAGAUGCCAACCCCACAUUGUGCCAAAAUAGUUAAAGGCUAUGUAGGUUCAGAAUUCAUUCCCUGCCCUUAGCUUUAACUUUAUUAAUAAGCUAAUGGAAAAAGAGAAAAAAGCGGAGACAGAUUCUGCCCAUGCCUUCUCCCCAAGCUUGGCUGUUCUUAUGAUUUUUCUCUUAGGACUGGCGAGGCUUAGACCAUUGAUUCCCAGACUGUUUACGAAGGUGACCCACCAACUGCAUUUUGUCAUCUUGUUUGCAACCCACCCUUACAUAUAUGCACCCUCUGCCCUUGCGCUGCAGUCUGAAUCCCGGCCCAGUGCAGAGGGGAAGCCGGGACAAGGGGGCUUGGAGAGCAAGCCCACCAUGCACUCACCCCACUGAGUCGGCUCUUGUUCCGCGGCACUAGGCUUAGCUCUAGUCUCUGCUCCAGGUGUUACGACCUGGUACACAGUGUGUCAGCACCACUCAGGUUUGGAGGGCAGCCAGUGGCUCUGCGACCCCAUGUGUCUGGUUGCAAUCCCCAGACUGGGGAGCCAGGCCCAACCUCGCAGGACAGAAGCCACCACGGUGGGGUGAGUGUGGGACAGCCUCACUCUCCAGUCCCCUCCUCUCUGCACCUGGCUGGUAAAGUGUAUGUUUGCCUAGUUCAAGGCCCAGUGAUCCAUAUAGAAUCUUCAUGAGACCCACCAGCUGGGAAACACUGGCUUAGAUUCCUCUGAUCAGGGGGCCACUCUCACUUCACUUAUACCCAGAAUUAGUUAAUGAGGUGCACCAUCCGUCAGAGCUCCAAUGCCUUCUAACAUAGGGGGUCAGUGAACCCAGCUGCUGUGUAACAAUGCCAUUCAGAAUCUUGAAAUGUUGACUUAUCCAAGUUGGAGAUCUUGUGUCUUUUAUAGCUGAGAUGUAGCUUGGUUACAGAAGUUUUCUGUGUAAUGCUGUAUCAGGCUGAUUUAAUGGUGAUUUGGCAUAUACUUGCGGGCAUCCUGUGCAAAAUGGAGCUGAGGUCAGGUAUUUUAAUGUCAUUCAUUGGAAGACAUGGUUCAUGUGCUAGCUCAAACUUUGCACUUACUGACAUGUUAAAAUAUAAUUGUACUUUAAUUUAUUAAAGCACCCAGGAUUUUUUUAUUCA
This is a messenger RNA of Chrysemys picta bellii (western painted turtle), 2444 nucleotides long. RefSeq names its product mitoregulin (gene MTLN). NCBI's taxonomy places the organism in Eukaryota, Metazoa, Chordata, Testudines, Emydidae. The record is from RefSeq and is a predicted model, not a curated record. Gene Ontology annotation, cellular component: mitochondrial inner membrane. Gene Ontology annotation, biological process: positive regulation of mitochondrial membrane potential.